AUGAUGGAACCCAACCAAGAUCAGCAAAAAGUGAACACUCACAUCGUUAUUCCGGUCCCAGAGGAAGGAACAGGGCCGCGUAGAAAUAAAUGUAAGGAAUCAUGCCUUCAAAACGUGAAAGAAAACCUUAUUCUGAUUCUUUUGUUAGGAUCUGUUGUACUUGGGGUGGCCAUUGGGUUUGCGGUACGUUCUGGGACGGUUAUGACAAAAAGAGAAAUUAUGUAUCUGUCCUUUCCGGGAGAAAUGUUGAUGAGAAUGUUGAAAAUGUUGAUCCUCCCGCUCAUUGUGUCAAGUUUGAUAGCGGGAAUCGCCGGUCUGGAUGCCAAGACAUGUGGCAAGAUGGGUUUGAGAACUAUGGCCUACUUUGCGACCACUACACUUUUGGCGGUCAUUUUGGGGAUAACAAUGGCCGUCAUUAUUCAGCCUGGACGAAAUGCUGACCGGUCGAAAAUUCAACGAUAUGGAAAGACCGAAAAACUUAAUACCGCCGACACUUUCCUUGACCUUGUCAGAAAUCUGUUUCCGGAUAACCUCAUCGUUUCGUGUAUCACUGGAUACAGAACUGCUUUGAAAGAAGAAGUCAUCGAAAAGAAAAUAUUCAACUCUACAUUGAACGGUACUGGAUUUGGUGACAUUGUCCUGGCUAAUGGAACCAAUUAUUCGGGAUAUGGAGAUAUCGUCAACGGAACUAACCAAACCAUGGACCAAGUUGUUACAGUUGUACGUGAAGUUAUCUCCGUUCCAACCAAGGGAGAGACAGGACAGGUGAAUAUCCUCGGUCUGGUCGUCUUCUCGGUGUGUAUGGGAGUAAUUAUCGGGCGCAUGGGUGUCCGGGGGAAACCGCUCGUCGACUUUUGCAACAGUUUAGUCGAGGCCACCAUGAAUCUCUUCGUCGUCUUCAUUUGGUACUCUCCUGUUGGUAUCACAUUCUUGAUAGCAGGAAAGAUAGUUGAGAUGGAGGAUUUCAGCGUCCUCCUCACGCAGGUGGGACUCUACUUCCUUACCGUGUUGUGUGGACUAUUGGUUCACGGCGCCCUUGUCCUUCCAGGGCUAUACUUCCUUUGUACCAGGAAAAACCCAUACAAGUUCAUGUGUGGAAUUUUCCAGGCCAUGGCAACAGCAUUCGGAACAUCUAGCAGUUCUGCUACAAUGCCCGUUACUCUCCAUUGCCUGGAGCACAAUAACCACAUUGACCCCCGUGUAAGUACGUUUGUGAUCCCCGUAGGAGCAACCAUUAACAUGGACGGCACUGCGCUGUAUGAAGCUGUUGCCGCACUGUUCAUAGCACAAGUCAACGCUGCAACCAUGUCUUUCGGACAAAUCGUCACCAUCAGUAUCACUGCCACGGCUGCAUCUAUCGGAGCGGCUGGUGUACCCCAGGCUGGACUGGUAACCAUGGUGAUCGUUUUGGCUGCUGUUGGGCUUCCAAUCGAUGACAUCACGCUUAUCCUCGUCGUUGAUUGGUUCCUUGACCGUUUCCGGACUAUGACGAACGUGACCGGGGACAGCCUCGGAGCAGGACUUGUAUACGAAUUGUCCAAGCAUGAGUUGCCUGCUUUGGACGCAGAGGAAGUUGAACCCACUGCAGUCACGACAGAAAACCCGGGAUCAAACAAAGCCGUCUCCAAUGGGACUGACUCGAUGACGGCUGUGUAAAAAUAUCAUGUAUGACGUCAUAUCUUUCCUUGAUCAACGAGCCGAUGUCGAAUGACGUCAUGAUGACGUCAUUCGAUGCUUGUCGUUUGCAAUUAUAAGACGAUUGGUGGAAGUUUUGGACAUCAGAGACCAUGCGUAUUUAAACGAAAUGUAAGAGAUAAGACGCACGUGAGAAAUAUAUCAGGUUCCCUUUGCUAGACGGCAGCAUACUAAACUUACACAAACGGAAUUAUGUACAUCACCGAGGGUUGUGCACGUUUUUUAUUUUCUGUAUAGAAUGAUAAUAAGUGUUGUUUGGUUUUUGUUGUAUAUUCUUUGAAAACUGACUUUUCAAAUAUAAUAUAUUAAUACGUCGAUGUAUAGAUCUAUGGAAAAUAUACUCAAAAAUUUAUUAUUGAUGGACUGAAAACUUGUUAAAAGGAUUUAACAGGAAAAGGGGAGUGAACAACAAGAUCAUUGUGCAUUCCUUGUUGAUAAUAGGUCAUUAUUGUUUAUACUGUUGUAAACUAAAGAGAAUAGUAACUUAAUAUUAGAAAGUAUUAGAAAUUAUAUCAAAUUGUCACUAAAUAGUAGAAUGACGUUUGAGAAUAAGAGAAUAUCGUCAGACAGUUUGUUGAUUAUAAAACACUAUCAUUUAUUAGUUAGAUACUGUUAUAUUACACAUAUAUUGCUGAUAUAAUGUUUCAUCGUGUAAGUACAUCAUAAUUCAAUGUUAUAUCGUAGACUAGGUUUUUCACUGUAUAAAUCAUUUCCCUUUCUCACGUAAAUAGUCCCCCUUUUUAUCCCGUACAUUUGUAUGUAUAUACUUUUAUAUAACCAUUCAUUUGUUACUUUAUGCAAUCAAUAUGCAUACAUUGAUCUCAGUAUCAUAAUACCUGUAAACAAACGAGUUUAUUUGAUACAAAAUGACCAGGCGCUCUGGGAAUAUGAAAAACUACCUACUAAAAUAAUAAGAUAUUUAUCGAACACACAUUUAUAAACAAUAAUAAACAAACCAUUUUUAUUGCCAUACAUUUUAUUCUUUAUUUUCUCAUUUUCAUACAAAAACGAUUAUUAAAAUCUUCAGCAGUUGAAUGAAUGAAAAAAAAAUGCCAGUUUGAGGUAGUUAUUUAUCUUCUUUGUCCUUUUUCAGGAGUCGUCAUGUAAAUAUUUCUUUUGUUUAUAUUUUGCCCUAGU
This is a messenger RNA of Ylistrum balloti, 2832 nucleotides long. RefSeq names its product excitatory amino acid transporter 1-like. The coding region runs from base 1 to 1656 and encodes 551 amino acids. Gene Ontology annotation, cellular component: plasma membrane. The transcript is spliced from 8 exons. Gene Ontology annotation, molecular function: glutamate:sodium symporter activity; neutral L-amino acid transmembrane transporter activity; L-glutamate transmembrane transporter activity. NCBI's taxonomy places the organism in Eukaryota, Metazoa, Mollusca, Bivalvia, Pectinida, Pectinidae. Gene Ontology annotation, biological process: L-glutamate transmembrane transport. The record is from RefSeq and is a predicted model, not a curated record.